Messenger RNA from Aureobasidium pullulans EXF-150, 2328 nucleotides. RefSeq names its product putative ribosome biogenesis protein Erb1. Gene Ontology annotation, molecular function: ribonucleoprotein complex binding; protein binding. The record is from RefSeq and is a predicted model, not a curated record. Gene Ontology annotation, cellular component: PeBoW complex; preribosome, large subunit precursor. Gene Ontology annotation, biological process: ribosome biogenesis; maturation of LSU-rRNA from tricistronic rRNA transcript (SSU-rRNA, 5.8S rRNA, LSU-rRNA). The transcript has a single exon. Bases 1 to 2328 code for a protein of 775 amino acids. NCBI's taxonomy places the organism in Eukaryota, Fungi, Ascomycota, Dothideomycetes, Dothideales, Saccotheciaceae.
AUGGUUCUUGCCACUCAGGACCGCAAACGCAAGGCUGCUUCGCGUGAGGAGCCUGCUCUCCCUCCGCGUGAAGAGCUUGCAAAUGGCAAUCUCGAAGGUAUCUUGUCUGAAGGCGACGAGUCCGACGACAGUGAAGAGGUGGAAUUUGACGGAGAAGAUGAAGACGAAGAGGACGACGAGGAUGAGGAGGAGGAGCUAGACAGCGACGAGAUCCCUUCCGAGGACGAUGAGCAGGACAUUCGCGACCAACUACGCAAUCUCAAAACCACCGACUCAAAACGAUCAACGAACGCUGGCGCCGACGAAGACGACGAAGACCUCAAGCCCAACUACACCGUCACCACAGACGCAAACGGUAAUGAACGAUACGUCUACCGCGAAAUUGAUCCCGUCUACGACUCGGACGAUUCAGAUGCUGGCGAUGCCAAAAACACAAUCGGAGACAUUCCGCUUUCCUUCUACGACUCUUACCCUCACAUUGGCUACGAUAUCAACGGAAAGAAGAUUAUGCGCCCUGCCAAGGGUGAGGCUUUGGAUGCUCUGCUCGACAGCAUUGAGCUUCCCGAGGGCUGGACUGGUCUGACCGACCCUCAGACCGGCAAGCCUCUGGAGCUUAGCAGAGACGAGCUGGAGGUUCUGAGAAAAUUGACAAGGAACGAAGCGCCUGGCGAGGGCUACGACCCUUACCCCGAUAUGGUAGAAUGGUUCUCCAGCAAGACCGAGAUCAUGCCCUUGAGUGCUGCUCCUGAGCCGAAGAGAAGAUUCGUACCCAGUAAACACGAGGCCAAGCGCGUCAUGAAGAUCGUUAGAGCCAUCAAAGAAGGCAGAAUCAAGCCAUGGAAGGAGCCCAGUGAGGAAGACCAACAGGACGACGAUGUACAAAGAUACGAUGUCUGGGCCGACGAGACUCCCAGAGCCGACCACGCCAUGAACAUGCCCGCUCCCAAACUGCCGCCACCAGGAUACGCCGAGUCUUACCACCCUCCACCGGAGUACCUUCCCGACGCACUGGAGAGAAAGGCCUGGGAGCAGGCUGAUGAGGAAGACCGUGAAAGAGAGUAUCUGCCUACCGAUCAUUCCGCCCUCCGCAGAGUACCUGGUUACGAAAAGUUCAUUAAGGAGAGAUUUGAGCGCUGUCUGGACUUGUACCUUGCUCCUCGUGUUCGCAGAAGCAAGCUCAACAUCGACCCCGAAUCACUCUUGCCCAAGCUUCCUUCUCCAGAUGAUCUCAGACCCUUCCCAACUGUAUGCGCUACUCUGUACAGAGGCCACCAAGGUCGUGUACGCUGCGUUUCGGUUAGUCCUACUGGUACAUUUAUUGCCAGUGGUGGUGACGAUGGAACUGUCAGAGUCUGGGAAUUGCUUUCUGGUCGUCAACUCUACAGCGUCAAGCUUUCCUCCGAGGAAGCUGUCAACGCCGUCAAGUGGAGACCCACCCGCGACACACUCAUCAUUGCUGCAGCUGCUGGUGAGACUGUCUACUUCAUUACUCCUUUGGCUCUUUGCUCGCCUGAAAUUGAGCAAGCCAGCAAGGAUGUUAUUGAUGCUGGAUUCGGUUAUGCCGCCAAGCCUGCCACUACUAAUGCUGGCGCCGAGAGAAAGAUCCCUUCCUCGGUCUGGUCAAGACCGGAGUCACAGAAGCUGCAAGAUCAGGGCGUUCUGCUCACUUGCACUAUGCGUGCUACAAUCAAGGUCAUCAACUGGCACCGCCGUGGUGACUACCUCAGCACAGUCUCGCCUGCCGCUACUUCGACUGCUGUAGCCAUCCACACCCUUACCAAGCACCUCACACAACACCCCUUCCGCCGCUUGAAGGGUAUUGCUCAAACUUGUUCAUUCCAUCCUACCAAGCCUUUGUUCUUCGUCGCCACAAGACAAUCUAUCCGUCUCUACGACCUACAACAGCAGAAGCUUGACAAGGAGCUGAAGCCUGGUGCUCGCUGGAUCAGUUCCAUUGACGUACACCCUGGUGGAGACAAUUUGUUGGUUGGUUCUUACGACAGAAGACUGUUGUGGCACGAUAUGGAUCUCGCUGCUACCCCUUACAAGACUCUCAGAUACCAUCAAAAGGCCAUCAGAAGUGUGCGCUACCACCCCAACUCUGGCCAAUACCCGCUGUUUGCAGACGCCAGUGACGAUGGUAGCUUGCAGAUCUUCCACGGAAAGGUUGUGGGUGACAGUCUAGAGAACGCGCUGAUCGUGCCUCUGAAGGUGCUCAAGGGACACAAGGUUACCGGAGAGUUGGGUGUGUUGGAUGUGGAGUGGCAUCCCCGCGAGCCUUGGUUGGUUAGUGCAGGUGCUGAUGGAACUAUCAGGCUAUGGUGUUAG